This is a messenger RNA of Manihot esculenta (cassava), 878 nucleotides long. RefSeq names its product protein RDM1. The record is from RefSeq and is a predicted model, not a curated record. Bases 16 to 720 code for a protein of 234 amino acids. Lineage: Eukaryota; Viridiplantae; Streptophyta; Magnoliopsida; Malpighiales; Euphorbiaceae. Gene Ontology annotation, cellular component: nucleus; RNA polymerase V complex. The transcript is spliced from 3 exons.
UCACAUGCGUAUAUUAUGGAUCCGGUUUUUCAUAGGUCAAGGGCCCAAGACCUAACCCUGUUUGGCUUUCCCCGCGUUCUCCUCUAUGUGCCUCUCGCGGCGACCUGUAAGUCCUAUCACUCCUCUCACUCGUGCGCUCGGUCUCUUUCACUCCAUCUAUUGCUGCUCGAUACAUCAACCCAGGGUAGAAUUGUCUGUAUCAUGAAGAGGACAUUGCCGUGGAAUGAGCAGACUGAUGUUAUAUCAGAUGAAUCAUCCUCCUCGGAUGUAGAUAUGGAUAUUAAUGAUAGAGUUGAUGGGCAGCAACUGUCCCCUAAUAUUACACUUGAUCAACCUACAACUGAAAUGACAUCUGAAGUGAGCAGAAGAGCAGAAAUGUAUCAAGAAUAUAUGAGUCAAGUCCCUAUCCCAGCACAUCAUGGUUCUGUCAUUCCAUUUUCAUCAUGGGUGGAAUUAGGCAAAUCAAUUAAGCAAUUAUAUGGGCAACCCUUGCAUUAUCUCACCAACAUUACUCUAACAAAGUGGGAUAAUCUGAGAGCUGCUAGUGAGUAUGAACAAAAGCCAUUGGAUAUGAUGAUUCAUCCAUGUAAGGCUGAAGCAACCAUUUGGCUUGUUGAAGAAAUUCACCGGCGUACCACAUCUCACCAUCAUAUCGCUGAACUUUGGCUGAAGGACCGAAUGCACCAUACUUAUGUCGACUCCAUUUUCCCCAAGAUAUGAAGCAUUACAUCAUAGACAGUCACUCUGAGCUGAUUCUGUGGGAUGUUUUUAUUUUAUUUUAUUUUAUACUUCAGGUAUGGGCUUUGAUAUGUAUAUUCUGUAUCUAUAUUGAAUUAGAAACUCUUGUGUUGGAAUAUCACCUUUUUCUCUUGCUGACA